AUGGUUGAAUUGAUUUUAGCUGCUCGACAAAUAGCAUUAGAUAUUGAGCAAGAAGCCGAACAGUAUGGAAACGUUGAAGAAGUACAGUUAUUACAGCAACAGAUUGAUGAUUUGGAAGCAAGAGCCGCCGAAUUGGAACGACGUCGUUCACAAAGUAUCCGUGGUAUUAGUUGGAUAAAUCAACGUAACAGACAGGCCAUCAAAGAAGCUAUUCUCAGUGGUCAAAUACAUGUUGAAACUUCCAGUCAAGAUGAUCCGUUCACUCGGAAGAACGCGCGAAUGAAGCCUGUCCCUGGAAGAGAUAAAAUGACUCAACAUUUGAAUGAGAAGAGAGAUACAAACUACCGCAGUAAUGAUGGGCCAAGCUCGCAGUCAUUGGUUAUUGAGCUAAGUGAUCAAAAACAGCCAUCACCGCAGAAAGGAACUAUCAAUGCAGGCCCAAGUGGACCUGUUUCGGAUCUCUUCAAUGCUCAUAAUUUCGAUGUUGAUAUUGACAUUGCCAUACCGGCGGCGAUGGCGCUGUCUUCCAGUGCUCCGUCACUCUCUUCAAUGGAUGUUAAUUCAAGGCACCCUGGUCUUGGCAGUAAUCGAUCAACAAUAAGCAAAGGAUCGUCUAGACCUUUAAGUCUCGAAGAUUACAAGCGUCGUAAGAAUCUUUUGUGA
Messenger RNA from Acanthocheilonema viteae, 663 nucleotides. The record is from the annotation of a GenBank genome assembly. Lineage: Eukaryota; Metazoa; Nematoda; Chromadorea; Rhabditida; Onchocercidae.